Molecule: messenger RNA, 2345 nt
Organism: Aureobasidium subglaciale EXF-2481
Lineage: Eukaryota; Fungi; Ascomycota; Dothideomycetes; Dothideales; Saccotheciaceae
Exons: 1
Coding region: 268-2043 (591 amino acids)
Biological process (GO): regulation of DNA-templated transcription
Molecular function (GO): zinc ion binding; DNA-binding transcription factor activity, RNA polymerase II-specific
Source: RefSeq, a predicted model, not a curated record
GUCAGGAGUCACAUAGAGGGCGGAGAUGUGAAAGACUGAUCUCAGAAAAAGCUCUCAAGUCCAAAUUUACUUCGUUUUAUGACGUUACGAUUCUCGAUGAUUCUACCUUCAGUCGUGUUCGAGGGUUGGAGAUUUCAUCGUGAAUUCCAUUCGUCAAGCUGACGCUCCGUGAUCGUUCCUUCCACAACAAACCAAACUUCACUUUUGCGCGCAACCAUAACAACAACAACAGCAUACUUUCGCAAACAUUCAUCCAGAUCGCCUAGUAUGGCAGGCCACCUUCCUAGAGGCGCCACAGCCAAGCCCGCCAAAAUCGCUCCCAUUGCGAGCCUUCCACCCGUUUCCGCCAUUCCAAGAAGAUCGGUUGGCUGCGCGGCAUGCAGACAGAGACGCAUUGCAUGUGAUGGCAAACGUCCAAAGUGCAAGAAUUGCGCAGACUAUGGCGCAGACUGUGUGGGUUGGCCGCUUGCCGCUGUGAAUGGUCCAUCUUCCUCGGCUCAUGGUUCCAGUAAUAACUCUACUCCCUCGACACCAACCGCCUCACGCGUUUCUUCGAGACUCCACAACAUCGCUGCCACCAGUCUUGUCGACAAAAUCGACAAACUCCCCAUGAGCAGAGGCAAGAAGAGACCUGCGCCUCCUGCGAUUGAUCGUACCGAUGCUCUCAAGGUGCCCAAGCUGUCUGAUGCCCUUGGUCUCGCACGCAGCAAGACGGUACUUCCGGGAAUCGCUAGAGUCGCUUCCAGCGCUGUUCCAAAGGUGGUCGGUCCUGUGACUGGUUCCCUUACUCCUGGACAGGGCCAGGAUGGUCCUGCUGCCGACGCCGACGACGACGACGAUGCUCGUGUUCUCGCCGCUCGCCAGGAGAGAGAGUGGUCCCCAGGACUCCUUCGUGAGUUCCGCAAGUUGGAAAUGGAGACUUGGAAAUGGGCACUUCCCAGCCCCACUCCUUCGACCGUAUCCGGGCGCGAGAGAAAAGCCGAGGCAGAGAGAGAAUCAUCAGCUCCUUUUAGAGUCGUCAAGAAUAAUGUCACUGCGCCAUCCGACACCGACAUUCCUGCCACGAAGAAGACGCCAGACGACUACAGAGCGAUCGCUCCUGCUCCUGCCACAGUGGUUGACGUCGCUCCUGCCAGAGUGGUUGACGUCGCUCCAGCCAGAGUGGUUGACGUCGCUCCAGCCAGAGUGGUUGACGUUGCUCCUGCCAAAGUGGGUGACAUCGCUCCUGCCAGAGUGAUUGGCAUCGCCCCUGCCGUUGCUGCUCCCGCCACAUCGUUCAAUGGAGCCAGGAUCAAAGUUCCUGAGGGUGCCUUGUCCAAGUUCAAUCGCACAGAACCAACCAAAACACUGGCCAAACCUUCCAACCUCGAUGAAAUGGAUCCUUCGAAGACAAAGAGCGUCAAGACAUCAGUUCCUAGCACCCUCAGCGAGAAGCAAAAGAAGCAAGUCUCAUCCUUACGCGCUGCGAAACGAGCCAUCACUCCACCACCACCUAACAACUUGCUUCGACUCCAUCACGGCCUCGACAAACCCAAGGUCUCCGCUCCCGCUAUGUCAAAGCCUGUUAAACCGACAUUCGGCCUCAGUAAGAUCGUAAGCACGUCCAGCUCACCCAUCGCUGGUCCAGUGAUCCCCCGGAUCUUCGUGGGCCCGCCUAUCCCUGCACAUCCCAUCAAAACCUUCACCCCCCACCUCACCGCGAUCCCUGAAGUGAAGAAUUACUACAACUUCACGACUGCAGAGAUGACGGCUUAUCGUUCAGCCGACACCGCCAGCAUCCACGCCGAACAGCUGGCCAGAGACCGCGAAAGAGACGAAGCCGCUGCCAUCAAGGCCCGUGAGACCGAAAUCCUCAACAACGCCGCCGCUGUGGCAAAGGAAAAGGAUUUGGCAGAGAGAAGUCGUGCACUUUUUGAUGCCGAGGAGCUUGCAAGUGGCACUGAUUGCAGAUACGGUACCUGUGAGAAGAGUCUUGUGGAUUGUGCUUGCGAGGCUCGUGUUCCUCGUCGUAGACUGGAGUGGACUGGUAAAGGCGCUUGGUAAAUGGGCAAGAGGAGUGGUGGACAGGAAAGGUACAAAGACAAAGAGGGCCCGAGACAAAGAAGACGAAAGCGGAAAGACGAGAAUGCAUGAGACGAGCAAGACGAGAUAUGAACGACGAUUGAUGGCUGAUGAAAAACACUUGAUCAAAGAUGAUCAAUGGACGCUCGACAGAAGAGAGACGACACACACGAGUCAACAGAAAGGACUCUUACAUGCUCAGCAACUGUACGCUAGCAUGAAAUCAGAAUUACUCCCCUCUUUAAUCCCUUGUACCAGCGCCUUACAUCACAAUCACCUACAUC